AUCGAUGAUGACUCCUUAUCCGCCUGCAACGUAACAGCACUAUGAGACCAGUGAGUCGGGCACGGUUGAGAACAAAGACAGGCUGUCUUACAUGUCGACAACGCAAGAAGAAAUGCGAUGAGACGACCCCAGUCUGCGGAGAAUGCAUCCGAAACCGCCGUAGCUGUCAAUGGCCCGGCUCUAGGGAACUCGUCGACCGUCGGUUUGCAGUACAUGAGGCGUCCAGAUACUGGGCAGCUUCAGCUGAACUAGGUCAUGCCAAGACAUCUCCGCUCGUGUCGAUCUCGACUUUACUGGCAGAGUCGGGGGCGGCCCAUGCUCUCACGUCGCGAGAGAUGCCGGUUGUGCUAGCUCGACACUUCCUCGACCGCUAUUUCGACCUGAUACUGCUACCGACUUGCCAUAGGAGCUUCCGCGACGACUGGCUCGUUGGGAUCAAGCAGCUCAUGCACACACACGAGUGCCUUUUCUACUCAGUACUGGCGUGCUCCGCCUCCCACAUCUACCUUUUGGACAACAACACGCCAACCCAGAGCCUCGCCCUCAGGUACUAUACUAAGGCUACCGGCGCCCUUUCCGCACGCCUUAAGGGCAGUCCACACCCAGAGGAUGACGAUGGGCUGCUCAUGUCUGUCAUGUUGUUGUACCUGCACGGAGUAAGUGAUCUUGACAAGAGGCCAUGGCCAUUCAGCCACACUGACAAGCUCCUCCAGUGCAUCGGCCUGGGGACUUAUGUAGACAUUCCCAUCCAUGUCAACGCAGCCGUACGUAUUCUGAGGGCGCGAAUCCUCGACCGUCGUGGCAGAAUCACCUCGCUGUUCGACAGGGUCGCCAUCGAGAGCGUCCUCUUUCAGAUAUUUCUGUUGAUGACAGGGCUCUGGAGCCAGCCGCCCCAGGUAGACUGUGCCAUUGAUGCUACGUUCUGGGGUCGUGCAGAAGAUGUACUGAAGAAAUGCGACUUGUUUCCCGGGGCCGAGGCGGCAGAGAGCCUCAACAGCCCUGUCCUCGGGGUAUCCGCCUCACUGCUCACCCUGUCUACCUUGCUGCGGCAGCAAUUUGGACGUCACGCACUGGCAGAUGCUGAGACGAUGAGACGUGCCCGUGACGAGGUGGAAGACUGGGAGCGCACUCUCCUCCUUCCGGACGACCCGUGUCCAGCAGCUCCCCUGACUGGGACAUGCAAUGACCACAUCUACAAGGAUGUGAAGCUGCUAUACUCCAUCACCGUCUCGCUCCUAUUUCGGCAGCUGUCUCGCCGCAAUCAGGCGUGCAGCCCAUCACCGUUGCCUGAGCCUGGGAGUUCAUGGCAGGUAAGGAAAGCAAUUAGCAUUAUUCAGCGGCACAAGGGGGACGUCGCGUGGACGAGGUGUUUUGUCGGGAACUGGCCAGUCUAUACGCUUGGCUUUCUCACAGAGGCUCCAGAGGAUCAGCAGAUCAUCCGGGAUGAUUUGCAGGAGCGUCUAGAAGCCACGGGCUUUGCGCAGAUUCCACGGUUCCAGGCAGACCUUGAAGAAACAUGGUCGCAACGGAGGAAUGGCGAGAUAUCCGUAUCGUUUUGACUCCAGAAAGCAAUAUUAAAGAGUGAUGAAAAAAAAAAAAUUCUCCAUGGGAGCAUUCAGCCC
Molecule: messenger RNA, 1622 nt
Organism: Microdochium trichocladiopsis
Lineage: Eukaryota; Fungi; Ascomycota; Sordariomycetes; Xylariales; Microdochiaceae
Exons: 2
Coding region: 42-1559 (505 amino acids)
Biological process (GO): positive regulation of transcription by RNA polymerase II
Cellular component (GO): nucleus
Molecular function (GO): transcription cis-regulatory region binding; DNA-binding transcription factor activity, RNA polymerase II-specific; zinc ion binding
Source: RefSeq, a predicted model, not a curated record